Messenger RNA from Xenia sp. Carnegie-2017, 1926 nucleotides. RefSeq names its product cation channel sperm-associated protein 4-like. The transcript is spliced from 13 exons. The coding region runs from base 1 to 1368 and encodes 455 amino acids. Gene Ontology annotation, biological process: sperm capacitation; transmembrane transport; sodium ion transport. Gene Ontology annotation, molecular function: calcium-activated cation channel activity; voltage-gated calcium channel activity. Gene Ontology annotation, cellular component: acrosomal vesicle; membrane; sperm principal piece. Lineage: Eukaryota; Metazoa; Cnidaria; Anthozoa; Malacalcyonacea; Xeniidae. The record is from RefSeq and is a predicted model, not a curated record.
AUGGAGCCUAGUGAACAAGUCCUCAGUGAUCACGAUAUACAGGAAGAAAAUUUAUGGGACACUGUUGACCAAGAUGAUGAAGCUAUUGAGGAAUAUGCAUCUAACGAGCUGAUGGGAAAUUUAUUAUCGAAUAAACAUUUUCGUACAGCAAUCCUCACUGCAAUUUUGGCAAAUAGUUUGUUAAUUGUUGUUGAAACAAAUGAAGAUCUGGAGAGAGAAUACAAGCAUGUAUUUUCUGUUCUUGAUCAAACUCUAAUGACUGUGUUUGUGUGCGAAAUAUUGUUCAAAUGGUAUCAUGGAUUUUUCAUGUUUUGGAAAAUGGGAUGGAACAUUAUGGAUUUCUGUAUUGUCGGCGCAUUACUCCUUGGUCCAUUACUCACUGGUUCAGGAUCGGGCAGCCGAGGAGUGCUAAGAAUUUUACGAGUAUUGAGAGCAUUCCGAAGCUUGAGAAGUAUCAGCUCAUUACCAGGAUUACAAAUAGUCGUUCAAACAAUACUCCAGUCGAUUCCAGAUAUGGCAAAUAUUGUGUUAUUACUAGUAAUAAUAAUGUUGGUGUUCUCUGUGAUUGGUAUAACGUUGUUUCGUGAAACCAUGCCAGAAAAUUUCAAUAAUUUAUCCUCAGCAAUGUUUUCACUCUUUAUCUGUUUAACGUUGGAUGGUUGGAUUACGAUCAACGAAAAGUUCAGCGAGAGCGGAGGUACAACUUACAUUGGAGGUACACUUUACCUAAACUUGUUUAUCGCUAUUGGAGCAUUUGUGUUUGCAAAUUUGGUGGUCGCUGUUGUCGUAACAAAUCUUGAAUUUGCCAUGGUUGAUGUAAAGAAAGAAGAACAACAGGCUUAUGAACAUGAUGUUGUUGUCGGAAAACAAGAAAAUGAUAAAGAUAUAAACACUCCUAUCGUUAAAGUUGAUAACAUAUCACCAUUUGUUUUCUUCAAUCAAAAACCUUACCAACAGCCGGAAAUGGAUGAUAUAAACUUUCGUAUCAAAGACAUAGAAAAUAUAUUUAUCAUUCUUACUGCAAUUGAAGACAAUCUCGUUGAAUACUUGCGCAUGAAGAAUGAAAUCAUUGAGGUGUUUGGGUGCAUUUGUGACCUCCAUAAGAAAGCUCGGAUGGAAGGAUUGCUCAAAGAAGAAAAUCCAGAAACAGAUGACAACGGACAAGAUAAAAUACUCAAUCUUAAGGGAGAUAUUAUAUCAAAUCUUAUGGAAUUGGAAGAGAAUAAAAUGAUUAACUCAAAACGUCGAAGUUUAGAUAACUUGAUUCGUGGAGGAGCUUCUGCAUUAAGAGGAACCUUGAAUUAUCACAGCAUACCUGCCAGUGGAAUUCUUCCUGCAAAACCGAUUCCUCACUCACCAAACAAGUGAAUGGUUAACUGUGAACAUUCACCAUUUCAGUUUUGUUAACACAAUUUUAUGAACAUUCAUAUUUUAUUCCAUUUGAACAUUUGUUAAUUUUUGUUUGGUACAUAAAACCUGUUUCACAAGCAUAGCAAUUCUACCUUUCCUUGUUUGAGUAGUUCAGUAAAUAAUGAAAUUUUUCCUCACGGCUAACAUUAAAAAACUUGUUUAGCUGCGGUUAAACCUAUAGACGUCCAUUUCAUUUUUGCAUCAGUGCAACACUACAUUAAAUAACCAAAACAGAGCUUUAAAACGUUAUUUGUAAGGUUAUGGCUACCAACCACUUUUCUUAACCAAAUUAAAAAAAUCUCAAGCACGAAUACGAAAACAGCCUCUUGACAGAAAUAAAAGAAAAUUUCCUCUAAAACAUACUUUUUAUUUUUUUUGUUUCAAAACCAUGAAAUUCUAAAACGCCAUGCUAUGAUCUUCCAACAGUAGUUUUAUUUCAAUUUAUAGUAUAUUACACAUCAUAGUUUACAAUAAUACAAUAAUUUUUCACAUAAUAUACAAUGUUUUUUUAAACAA